Messenger RNA from Striga asiatica, 2111 nucleotides. NCBI's taxonomy places the organism in Eukaryota, Viridiplantae, Streptophyta, Magnoliopsida, Lamiales, Orobanchaceae. The record is from the annotation of a GenBank genome assembly.
UCUUUCUCUCUCUCACACACACACGCACACGCACAAUCACACACACAGAAGUAUGAAGAGAAAAAACGGCCGCAGACAACCCUCAAACGCCGACCUCGUUUUCUGCAAACGGCAGUGGCCUUGAGUUUUGAACCCUUUCGUAAAACUGCUCUGUCGUUUUAUCCUCGUCCUCAAGAUCAAGAACCACUCUCCCCAUCUUUCUCUACCCCAUCUUUCUACAAAGAGGUAGCCAUUUUUUCGAACACUUCAUCUGUUUCACUUAUUUUCAAAAUGGGCCGCGACGAGAGCAUGAAAAUGGAAAUCGAAAACCUCACCCGAGAGCGCGACGCCGCGAAGAAGGAGGCGCGAGCCCUGGAGCAGACCCUGGCCGCUAAGGAGCUCGAAAGAUUGAAUCUUGACGAGAAUCUGCGCAGAUGCCUGAGGAAAUGCGAGGAUCUUCAGGAGACUGUGGCUCGCCUGAUCGAGGAGAAUAAGGUUUCGAGCGACCGUGAAAAACGGGCCGUGGAGCGAUGCGAGAGAAUCACCGCCGAGAAUCAGAAAAUAGUUUCCGAAAGGAAUACCCUUUUUUCCGAGCUGAGUGCGAAAAUCAAAGAGCUCAAAGGUAAGAACUUGGAAGCCGAUUGUUUGGUGGGAGUUUACCAGGAGAAACGCAGGUGCUUGGAGAACGAUGCUGAGAAAAUGGGCCGAGAAAUCGAGAAGCUGAAGGGUGAAAUUCUUGAGGCGAAUAAGAGCAUGGAUAGCUUAAAGUCGAUGAAAAUGGAGUCGGAUAAGGCGGCCGAGCUUUACAAAAGCCGGCUCGAGAAUCUUUCUCCGAGAAUCAGUAGGAUUGAGGAGGAUAUAGCCGAUAUGCUGACGGUGAAAGUGGGUGAUCUUGCUGGUUUAUCGCAUAAUUUGGGCAGUUCCUUUGUCCAGGGUGAUGGGGGGAAUUUGAAUUUUCUGGAUUGUUGGGGCAAAUGUGAUAUUUCUGGGAAUGGCAGCACGCCGGAGGAUGCCGAAGCUGUUGUUUUGUCGCGUGGGGCCCACUCGGCUUCGAAUUAUAGUGGAGUGUCGUCGAAAAAGGAAGGUGAUAGAAACUCUGUUCAACCAUCAUCGAGAGAGAAUGAUGCACAUGCUGUGAAAGAGUCUUGUGGUCCACAAUCAAAUCGAAAUCCUCCUCAUGCAGAAGCUUCAAAUGCUGUUAACAGAAUCGAUAGUGAUGAUGAAGCGAACGUUGGUCAAGCAUCCCAAUUUUCAAAUAGAGGCGAAUUAAAUUCAACCAUAGAUAAAAAUUGCACGAAAGUUUUGGAGAGCCAAUCUUCUAUCAGCAAGAGAAGCAAGCGAAAUCAAACAGAUUGCACGGAUGAUCUAAUUGCAAGUUGGUCUACUAAAAAGAAAAGGAACAAAUGGACAGGCAACAACGGGGAUAAUGUCUCAAUUCACGAGAAGGAAAAAGAAGUUUCCGGAUUGACUAAUGAUAAAUCGAGCAGAAAAUGGACGUGCGAAGCCGAUAUGUUACGAGCCUUUCGAGAGGACGAACAGCUCUGCAUGAAUGCUGUGUGUGCCCUUUAUAGACAACAAGCAAAAUCUAAAGGAUAUUCGAAUUCAUCUGGAAGUGGAGUAUUCAGCCCUGUUGAUUUAUUCAGUGGAACUUUUCUGGCUGAGUAUUUCCUUGAUGGCGAUAAGGAGCUGAAGCUAAAGAAAUCGGCCUCGGAAGUGAAAAAACUACGUCCUCAGGCAAUCGAGCAAUGCAGAAAGCUCGCCACUAUAUAUGUCGAUAAGCUCUUCGCUAUUUAUUGCUCGGGGGAGGAUCCUCUUUUUGGCCAGUGAUCAUAACAAUUAACAACCAAAAAGAAAAAAACUUGUAAGAUAUUUGCUCUACAACUUAAGGUAUAAAUUUGGUUAUUUUUUGUCUGGCUUAGCCUUUCACCUCCUAUUAUAAUGUUACUUGAGGAUGGGUUAAUUUUCAAGCAAGAUUGAAGUCGGUUCAACUAAACUUCAAUCGCGCUACAAACUAUUUUUCAGUUGUAUUCCAAACAAUUUUCGAUUUGUGCUUGAAAAAUGUGGGUAAUAUAGUGACUGGUGUGUGGCUGAAUCAAAUGAAGGGAAUAUUAUGCAAAUCAAAUGAGUUUGAG